CCCAUUACCUAUCCAAAGAGAUUGAGAUCGAAACAAAAACCCUAACCCUACCAAUGCGCUACCCAUAUAUAACCGUCACAAAAUUUUAAUGGAACCUGCCAUUGUUUAGCUGCUGCAGCUCCUUUCUCUCUCACAGUCUAGUAAACCCUAGAAUUUUCUGCAAACAAUGGCGGCCUACGGAAUGAAACCAACUAAGCCGGGUUUGGAGGAGCCGCAAGAACAGAUUCACAAGAUUAGAAUCACUCUCUCCUCCAAGAAUGUGAAAAAUCUGGAGAAAGUCUGUGCGGAUUUAGUUCGUGGUGCCAAGGAUAAGAGGUUGAGGGUUAAGGGACCUGUGAGAAUGCCAACCAAGGUUCUUCACAUUACCACUAGGAAGUCUCCUUGUGGUGAAGGAACCAACACUUGGGAUAGAUUUGAGCUUCGUGUUCACAAGAGAGUUAUUGACCUCUUCAGCUCCCCUGAUGUGGUGAAGCAGAUCACUUCCAUUACAAUUGAACCUGGUGUUGAGGUGGAAGUUACUAUUGCCGAUUCUUAAAUUUUGUCAACUUCCUUUCUGGCACUGUUUAGUUUUAGUGAAUCAGAUUCAAUCAUCCCUUCAUGUCAUAUUCUGCUUAAAAUAUAAUUGUUAAGAUUUAAUGUUUUUAAUGGUUGUUGUAGGUGAAAACUUUAGCUUGUUUUUGCCAUUUUAUUUUUAACGUUAACGGUAUGCUCUAUGUUUUGUGGAGAGGGAUUUUGUUUGCAUGCAGUUUUCUUUCUUUAAGUUGAUAUUUUGGAUGUUUAAUUUUGAUAUAAAGUAUUAUUUCAUCA
Molecule: messenger RNA, 807 nt
Organism: Mangifera indica (mango)
Lineage: Eukaryota; Viridiplantae; Streptophyta; Magnoliopsida; Sapindales; Anacardiaceae
Product: 40S ribosomal protein S20-2-like
Exons: 4
Coding region: 167-535 (122 amino acids)
Biological process (GO): translation
Cellular component (GO): ribosome; cytosolic small ribosomal subunit
Molecular function (GO): structural constituent of ribosome; RNA binding
Source: RefSeq, a predicted model, not a curated record